Echinops telfairi (small Madagascar hedgehog) is the source of this 5787-nucleotide messenger RNA. It is a transcript of the gene RUNX1T1, whose product is annotated as RUNX1 partner transcriptional co-repressor 1. Gene Ontology annotation, molecular function: transcription corepressor activity. Lineage: Eukaryota; Metazoa; Chordata; Mammalia; Afrosoricida; Tenrecidae. The record is from RefSeq and is a predicted model, not a curated record. Gene Ontology annotation, cellular component: nucleus. Gene Ontology annotation, biological process: DNA-templated transcription; negative regulation of DNA-templated transcription. The transcript has 12 exons. Bases 191 to 2005 code for a protein of 604 amino acids.
AGAAAGAGAACUCUGUCUUUUGUUGCACGGGGUGAGGAGGAGGCAGCAGCCCUGGCCUUGAUGCUAUCUCCCAUCACCUCUGCUAUCCAGACAGGACGCUCCGAGAAAAGCGUGGUCUCUGGGCUGGUGAACGUAAUAUCGGUCCCAGUCAGAAAAGGAGAGAGGAAAUGAGCGGAGCUGCUGCUGGAGAAUGAUCUCUGUCAAAAGAAGCCCUCGGCCAGCACUGGGUUUAGCGAUAGGGGACUGCCGCAAACAGGGGAGCUUCGAAUAUUGUCAAGAUCGUACUGAGAAGCACUCCACAAUGCCAGACUCACCUGUGGAUGUGAAGACGCAAUCGAGGCUGACUCCUCCGACGAUGCCACCGCCCCCAACCACUCAAGGAGCUCCAAGAACCAGUUCAUUUACACCUACAACGUUAACUAAUGGCACGAGCCAUUCACCUACAGCCUUGAACGGCGCCCCCUCGCCGCCCAAUGGCUUUAGCAACGGGCCUUCCUCUUCUUCCUCUUCUUCUUUGGCUAAUCAACAGCUGCCCCCAGCCUGUGGAGCCAGGCAACUCAGUAAGCUGAAACGGUUCCUUACGACCCUGCAGCAGUUUGGCAAUGACAUUUCACCAGAGAUAGGAGAGAGAGUCCGCACUCUUGUACUAGGAUUGGUGAACUCUACUUUGACAAUUGAAGAAUUUCAUUCCAAACUGCAAGAAGCUACUAACUUCCCACUGAGACCUUUUGUCAUCCCAUUUUUGAAGGCCAACUUGCCCCUGCUUCAGCGUGAGCUCCUCCACUGCGCAAGACUGGCCAAACAGAACCCUGCCCAGUACCUCGCCCAGCAUGAACAGCUGCUUCUGGAUGCCAGCACCACCUCACCUGUUGACUCCUCAGAGCUGCUUCUCGAUGUGAACGAAAACGGGAAGAGGCGAACUCCAGACAGAACCAAAGAAAAUGGCUUUGACAGAGAGCCUUUGCACUCAGAACAUCCAAGCAAGCGACCAUGCACUAUUAGCCCAGGCCAGCGGUACAGUCCAAGUAACGGCUUAUCCUACCAGCCCAAUGGCCUGCCUCACCCCACCCCACCUCCACCCCAGCAUUACCGUUUGGACGAUAUGGCCAUUGCCCACCACUACAGGGACUCUUAUCGACACCCCAGCCACAGGGACCUCAGGGAAAGAAACAGACCUAUGGGGUUGCAUGGCACACGUCAAGAAGAGAUGAUCGAUCAUAGACUCACAGACAGAGAAUGGGCAGAGGAAUGGAAACAUCUUGACCAUCUGUUAAACUGCAUAAUGGACAUGGUAGAAAAGACCAGGCGGUCUCUCACUGUGCUCCGGCGGUGUCAGGAAGCAGAUCGCGAGGAGCUGAAUUAUUGGAUCCGGCGGUACAGCGACGCGGAGGACCUGAAAAAGGGUGGCAGUGGAAGCAGCAGUCACUCCCGGCAGCAGAGUCCCGUCAACCCAGACCCUGUCCCACUAGACGCGCAUCGGGAGUUCCUUCACAGGCCCGCUUCUGGAUAUGUGCCAGAGGAGAUCUGGAAGAAAGCUGAGGAGGCCGUCAACGAGGUGAAGCGCCAGGCGAUGACGGAGCUACAGAAGGCCGUGUCCGAGGCAGAGCGGAAAGCCCACGACAUGAUCACAACCGAGCGAGCCAAGAUGGAGCGCACAGUGGCCGAGGCCAAGAGGCAGGCAGCGGAGGACGCACUCGCGGUCAUCAACCAGCAGGAGGAUUCGAGCGAGAGUUGCUGGAAUUGUGGCCGUAAGGCGAGUGAGACCUGCAGCGGCUGUAACACAGCCCGAUACUGUGGCUCGUUUUGCCAGCACAAAGACUGGGAAAAGCAUCACCACAUCUGCGGACAGACCCUGCAGGCCCCGCCGCAGGGAGACACGCCCGCCGCCAGCUCCUCUGUCACACCCACCAGCGGGGCUGGUAGCCCAAUGGACACACCACCAGCAGCCACUCCGAGGUCGACCACCCCGGGGACCCCUUCCACCAUAGAGACAACCCCUCGUUAGACCUGAACUCAGAACUGUCGGAGGAAAGACACUAAAACCAACACGAAACCGAUUCCUCAUCCUCAGAUGCUCAAAGUUGUUUUGUUUUGUUUUGUUUGUUUAUAGAUGAACUAUCAUAUUUCAGUACUUCAGCAAGAGAGGACUUACUGUAUCUUGAGGUGGUAGGUACACUACAGAGGGCCAGUAACGAACGGGUCGUGAUGACUUAUGUGGAUAACAAAGAUAUCUUUUCUUUAGAAAACUGAAAAGAGAGCAGCGAAUAUAACAUACAAUGGUAGAUUUGACCUCCUCCCUGUUAUUUUCCAAUAGCUGGGAUUUAAAACUAGAUGACCUCAUUAACCGAUGCUUUACCAAACAGCAAACCAAGAGAUUGCUAAUUGCUGUUGAAAGCAAAAAAAAAAAGCUAACACUAAAAGUCACAAUGUCCUUUAUAUACAAUAAUGGGAAGACAAAAAAAACACAAAAACCCGAGGUGAGUCCUCAAGGGCAUGAGCAUUGGAUACAGCAGUAGACAUUUUUAACAAGAAGAUGAAUGCGGUCCGUGGGUUGCUAACUGAACUUUGAAGACCCGCCACAAAAUGCGCAGAUGUGCAGCAGAUUGGAAGGAGACACAGAUGUUCGGGUGGUUUUUUGGUUUUUUUCUUCUCUCUCCUGUUUCUGAAAAGAAAUAAUACUAUCCAGGUCAACCGAAUGAAAAAUGAAGUAUGAUUUGCAGUGGGAUGUAUGAAUACAACAGCAAAAAAAAAAAAAUUGCCAUCAUACAAAAGGCUCCUUUUUCAAAAAUACACACACACGUAAGAGACUCAGCCUGCAGCUAAUUAGCAUGCCGGCAGCGCUGACAUCAGCUGGCUGCCCUCAAUGACCCUUCAACGAUUCUUCGCUUUGGCAGGGUUCCGCAGAGUAAGACGUUGGGUCUAUUCCAGCUCAUACAUUUUAUAUUAAAAUACUUUUUAAAAAUUGGUAACUCCAGCUCCAGCCCCUUUCCAAAUUUUUCAACCCCACCCUGUUUGGAUUUUUAAGGAAAAACUAGUAGUUCUCUUGGUGUUAAAACACUUCUGUCCUGUGAGGUUUCCCAAUGGUGUUUUUCCUUGUAAAUGUGUUGGACAAAUGUGAACAUGCAUUGUAGUGGACCCAUAUGCCCACAUUUAGUCUCUUUAUUCCUAGUUGGUGAGAAACCUGUAUCUUUCUAUGCUGCUUUUAUAUCUGUAUGUAUUAGUGAUAUUUCUCUAGUAGUUAAAAAAAAAAAAGGAAAAAGGAAAAAAAAACUUUUUGGUUGUCCUCAAGAAAAGAAAAGAAAAAGCUAUCUUUCGGAGCUGCUAUUUCACUCUCUUAUAGGAUUUUUUUUUUUUCCUGAAAACCAGCAUGCUUCACGGAAUGCUAACAUAUUGGUGUUUUUGUAAGAGGGAUGUACAUAAAUGUAUUUUGCACUGUCACAACGACUCCCUAGGCAUGCUUUUCUUUCUCUUUUUUUGUUUUUGUUUUUUGGAGCAAACUUUUAAAAUAUGCUAGAGCCAUUUCAACAAGUUUAGCUGUAGCAUAGAGUAGUAGUGGAAUUUUUCUUUCUAUUUUCUUUUUGUUUGGGAAAAAACAUUAUUAGGGACUUUUUAAAAAAAAAUAAAAUAAGAUAUUCUACUUAAAAAAAAAGACAGUGCAUGCAUAUUGCUGUAAGGUCGUUUAAGUAUUUCUAAUUUUGCAAAAAAAGAAAAAAAAAGAUAAAUCAUUAGAGCUCCAAAUGCUGAGGUGUAGAUCGACAGCUUUCCCACUGCUGAAUGCCAGCUCCGCCAGUGUUCUUACACAAAAAGGGAAGGCAGCCAAAGACUGACCUGAUGGACCAAAAUCAGAAUUUUGAAAAGCACCAGUUACUACUUUCCAAAUGAUCAGCAGGUUAAACAUGUCCAGCAAGGUAUAGUGUGAAUCUAUUAACCCUUCGUUGUCCAGGGUCCAGACCAGAACUACUUGUUAGUUUUGAAAACCGUAGCCCAGGAUGUGGUUGUGUGCUUUAAGAAGAGUCCGCAGUACUGCAGGCUGUGUAGACAACCAAAGUUCUCAAGGCUGGGAGACACUUCUCCGCUUACAUCAGCACCAGGCAUUGAUUUUAUUUUAUUUUUUCAUAAUGAAAAUGAUCCAUUCGUUCUUGUGUUUUGUGUUCAAAUUUUUUAAUGUAACCUUCGGACAUCAUCUUCAAUGGCUUGUUCAGUAUCUGCAUAGAGGCAACCUAAAAUUGGUUUGCUUCACAUCUCAGAAAUAGAACGUUUUAGCCCCUUCCUUUAAAAAAGAAAAUCCUCCCACCCCCUUGUGCAUUUUCAUACACAUAUCGGUUUCCAUUUUGUUUGGGUGAUGGUAAUGUUUUCCUAACAGUUUUUUGGUUUAGAAAGUUCUGAUAAGCAAACAAAACCAUCUAUCUGCAUGCAUGUUGGAAGUCCGUCUGCCAGCACACCUGCUGAAAGUGAAAGGAAAGCACAUGACCAGGCUCCGAACGGGUUCUAUCUAAUCAUGGUGCUCCCAGAAUCCUUUGACCUCACUCUGCUUUCUAGUCUGCUUGUGACACUGGACAGUCCUUUCUUACAGAGCUAUUAUAUGUUCUAGGCUACGAAGGGUUAAAUCAUCCCAAAAAUGAGCUAUGUCAUACCCACACGUCUUUGCUCUAGAAGCUGUGAUAUAUGUGAAACAGCACUGUUAUUCUCGACACUAGUGUGUAAAAUAAGGAUUAGUACAGUACGUCUCAUCACUUUUAAUUCAGGGCACCCUGAGUGAAAACAAAUACAAAAAAAAAAAAUCCCUAAACUCUGAGCUCUAUCUCUGAUUCCUCUUCCUCCUGCCCUUCUUCCUCCUCCUCUUCCUCUCCUCCUGUUUUGCUACAUUCUCCUCAGUGGCAAAAAGUUUCACUCUACCUCUGACAGCAUGUAUAUUGCACCAGUAGCUAACAGAAACUGGUCUAGUCAAACCAAAUGGGCACAAAAGAACCAGGAUACCAAAAGUUAAGCUCAUACAGCUGCAAACCAUAUCACUUCUUGGUAACAAUGCAGACCUCAUAAACCUAAAGAAGAGAAAGCAAAGAAAACGUUUGUUACUUUCCUUUUUUGCUUGUCACUUAUAUACAGGCUAUGUGAGAGUAUAAUUUGUAGGUAUAACACAUUUGAAAAGUUAUCUUCAUUGGAUAGAAUUGAAUGGUGGUCGCUGAUAGGAAUAGGGCGUCCUUGGUCUCUUAUCUCUGUCUCUUACUCUUCUCUUUCUCUUUUUCUCUGUCAUAAGGCUGUGUGUGACAGGGCCACCUGUCUUUUAAAUUUUUUUUCUUUCUUUUUUUUUUUUUUUUUGAUGUAGGUGCAUGUCUUGGGGAUUUAAAAAUUUCAAGGCUGGUUUACUUAUGCAAAGCAUGCCUACCGUCUGGAAUACUUAGGGAAAGAAAGCAACCCCAUGUUGUCCGAAUCCCUCAAGGGACAGAAAAAACAACUGGAGACUGUUGAAAUGCAGAUUUGAAGUCCUUUUUUAAACUAUUGUUUUGGGUUCUGCGACAUUAUUGUGAAAAAUUACAGUUGUUGUGCAAUACUGAAUUCAGACAUGUACCACAAGUUAAUGGUAGACUAACACUGGGGGGUGGGGUCUAGGCAUCAUGCUUUCGUCAGCAUACUCUUGAGCUUUUAAGUCUACUAUGUCUGAACUGUGGUUUCUUGUUUAUCCUUUUUCCUUAGUUGGACUGUAAUGUAUGGUCUGUCAACCUGUGAAUCUUUUAAAGUAUGAUUCAGGUAUUGUUGUAUUCUUUACUGUGUAAUAAAAAAAGUUAA